Molecule: messenger RNA, 618 nt
Organism: Dibothriocephalus latus
Lineage: Eukaryota; Metazoa; Platyhelminthes; Cestoda; Diphyllobothriidea; Diphyllobothriidae
Source: the annotation of a GenBank genome assembly
AUGCGGAUAAUCUUAGCCAAAACACCUGCCCUCUCAUUCGUCAGUCCGGUCCGAAUUCUGCGCGUACCAAGACCCGGAGAAAUCGGUCUGGGACUUUUGAAUGCCAAAACUGAGCGCAAAGCUGAACUGCGAGGCGGUGGACACACCUCCGAGGGCACGUUUAGCCUUUUCGGCUCCUCUGUCGCCUUUCAGGUACUGUUGCCCCUCAUAUGCCUCCUCUGUCUCCUGCUGAUUACCACUGCUGGUGUCUGCUGUUGGCGCAACUACGGUCGUCGGCCGCUAGGCAGCCGGCAGAUACACUUUUCGCCAGUUGACGCCUCCUCCUCCUCAUCGCCUACACGCGUCAGCCUGCGAGAAAUUCAUGCUGCGCAGAAGUUACACAGAGGCACCCAGGGGCGAAAAGAUAAGGAUAAACGUACUGCGGAGGUUGCCAAGGGCCUUGUACGGUUUCAAAACUCUUUUACCGACAGUCACAACCUUCCUGAGUACUCGAAGGAGAAUUACGCGGCAGGGGAUGAAGAGGAAACGCGAUGCGCUCAAAUAAAACCCCUGCAUGCUUCUACAUCGAUGCUCCGUACGUUGAAAAAUCGUGUUUUAUUUUACAUCCAAAGCGUUUAA